ACUAACGUGAUGCUUAAGAGUUUAUCUUGACUUGAUACAACUAUAUAAUAAUGCUUUCUACUUCUCUUAUUAGAAUGAAACACAAAAAUCUUAUUAUAAACAUCAAACAUGUAAUAGUAUAUAAUGCCACAUCCUUCAUCUAUGUACUAUCUAAUGGUUUUCCUCUUAUGGAGAAGUUAAGAUUGUUUUAUAUUGCCCUUUUCACACAUUUUCAGUUCGCCAAAUCGCAAGAACCUCUAGCACCGGCUUUGUACGUCUUCGGAGAUUCAUUACUCGACAGCGGAAACAACAAUCUUCUCCCAACAUUUGCUAAAUCAAAUUACUUUCCUUAUGGGGCCGAUUUUGCGGCAGGAGCCACCGGAAGAUUCACCAAUGGGAAAACAGUGGCUGAUUUCAUAGCUGAGUUUCUUGGUUUGCCGUUUCCUCCUCCUUACUUGAGUUUGAAAAGAUCAGUGCACAUCACUGGGAUGAACUAUGCAUCUGGAUCGUGCGGUAUUUUGCGCGAAACUGGCAAUGAUUUUGGAAAAUGUUUGAGUAUAUCGGAACAAGUUAACAUGUUCAACCAAACCAUGGGGAUGCAACUAUCAAGAUACUACAAUAGCCCAAAGGAGCUUUCAGAUUACUUGUCAAACUCCAUUUUCCUCAUUGCUAUAGGGAGUAACGACUACAUCAACAACUACCUUCUUCCUAGCAUUUAUGAUACCAGUAGAAGUCACACUCCUCGAAACUUCGCUGAACUUCUUGUCAAUACACUCUCAAUUCAAUUCCAGAAGCUAUAUGGAUUAGGAGCUAGAAAAAUUGUGGUAUUUGAGAUUGGGCCAAUUGGUUGCCUUCCCUUGUUCAAGCACGGAAGUGAGGGAUGUGUUGACGAGUACAACCAGCUUGUAGUGAUGUUUAAUGAGGAGCUUGAAGCCAUGUUGAAAAACUUGAGCACAACUCUCCAAGAUUCCCAAUUUGUACUCGGUCGUGCUCACUGGCUUGGCUAUGAUGCCAUCAAAACUCCUUCUACAUACGGUUUGACAGAUCCAAGCAACCCUUGUUGUGUAACAUGGAGGCAGGGGGCUUCAGGAUGCAUACCAGAAAUGAAGCCGUGUCCUGAUGUCGACAAACACUAUUUCUGGGAUGCAUAUCAUCCCACUGAAGCUUUUUAUAGGACAUUUGCGACGAUGUGCAUCAAUGGUACAUCUGUUUGCCUUCCAAAGAACAUAAAUGAUCUUGUCCGUGCCUGAAAACUCACUCUCGUGGAAUCUUUUUCGAUCAAAAGACCAAAAAUUUUUGCAUGUAUAAUAUAAAUGUGAAUGUCUUUUUAUGUAUCUAUAUAUAGGAGUAUAUAUGUUGGUUGAAUCAAUGAGUUGAAUUUGCUUCCCUUUUAUUUCCAUUCUCAGAGAUAUGUGGAUCAUUCAUCUUUUACCUCCUCCCGGAUGAGUGAUAUUG
Molecule: messenger RNA, 1434 nt
Organism: Cuscuta epithymum
Lineage: Eukaryota; Viridiplantae; Streptophyta; Magnoliopsida; Solanales; Convolvulaceae
Source: the annotation of a GenBank genome assembly